Molecule: messenger RNA, 949 nt
Organism: Spodoptera litura
Lineage: Eukaryota; Metazoa; Arthropoda; Insecta; Lepidoptera; Noctuidae
Product: adenosine 5'-monophosphoramidase HINT3
Molecular function (GO): catalytic activity
Source: RefSeq, a predicted model, not a curated record
ACAGUUUAACCAACACCCAACAUCUGGUAGUCGGAAAGAAAACACAGUUUUCAAGUGAAAAUUAUUCAAAAAUGGCUUCGCCCAUCCCUGAAAGAUCUAACUGCAUAUUCUGUAAUAUCGUUAAUAAAUUUGAAAAUACGGAAAUAUUGUAUGAAGACGACGAUAUUUGUGUUUUUCCGGACAUUAAACCUGCGAGCAAGCUACACCUUUUAAUUAUACCUAAACGGCAUAUUGAGGACGUGAAAUGCUUAACACCAGCUGAUAAGGAGUUGGUAAAUAAAAUAUUGAUGGUAGCCCAUGAACAAUUGUCUAAAAAUAAUCUAUCAUUGGAUGAUGCUCGAUUAGGAUAUCACUGGCCGCCCUUCCGCAGUGUGAGACAUCUGCACUUACACGCCAUAGCGCCUGCCUCAGAAAUGGGUUUCAUUUCGCGACUUAUUUUCAGAAAGGAUUCAUACUGGUUUGUGUCUCCUGACUAUGUCGCUUCAAGGCUUUGAUGGUGCCCUUCCAAACUUUAGUACAAUUUAAUUCCAGCUAGUGACGAUUUACCACGUAAAUUCAUAAUAAUAUAAUUUAUUUAGUAUUAGUUUCUAAAUACUGGACCUACAAAACCUAAUUUUUUAUUCGAUAUGUCAUGACUUGACAAUGUCAUUAACAUGUUAUGGCGGGAAACGAAGAAACACAAAAACUGACCUUAUUGCUGGUUGUUAAGGUGCAAUAUCCAAAUGUUGCCAUUUAGAUACUAAUCUAGAACGUGUCAUUCCAUUUAGACGAUUCUUAGGAAGCGCCUAUCUUUAUGAUAAAAUUGUAGUAGUAUAAGUUCUUUCAACGUUUUCCUUGUCCAUAGUUUUAAAUUUUAAUUUGUUUUGUAAAUAUGAUUUCAUGUGUUAUAUUUAAUUAUUAUAUUAAUUUGUUUAGCGGGAAUAGUAUGUAAUAAAGGGAAUGCUGUGUU